AUGACUUCUACUUUACCAACAACUAUGACCACCGAACUUGCAAACCUCGUCACCAAACAGCUGAGCUUGGAGGAUUCUCGUCAACAAAGGGUUGCUGCUAUAGAGCGAAUGAUGAGGACUAAUACGAAGGCCAAGAUAAGCCGACUUGAGCAACCAGCAGAUGUGAAACCUUUUCUUGAUUGCGUGAACAAAAUAAGGGGUCAGAAAGAGAACUCUGAGCUUCUACUGAGCAUCAUAGAACGUGCAAAGGAUCAACGCUUGCCAGGGCGAUCAGAAUGCAAGGUAAAGGCCUCAAAGAUUCGCGACCUAGUGAACUGUGAGCCAUGCGGCGACAUCUUAUCAAAGGUUGGCUUCAGGCUUGAGCGAGAGGAAAUGCAGGAGAUAUAUAGGAUUCCGGACAUGGCUGCCCGUCCAGGUUUCAUCACGGGGAUAAAGGGGCUUGAAGGGGAAGUGCGAGCGACAUGGGAGAGGGAGGAACGAGAGCGCCUCGCUGAAAAGGGGGCAAAGGAGCAAGUUUUGGACAAUAUCGAGAAGGAUAAACGCAGAAGGGCGGCGAAAUGUCUCCCGCAACAGCAAGCCAGCCGGUUUCAGGCGACUGAGGAACCGUUAGGAUCACGCAGCAGCUCCACUUUGUAG
Molecule: messenger RNA, 636 nt
Organism: Acaulospora colombiana
Lineage: Eukaryota; Fungi; Glomeromycota; Glomeromycetes; Diversisporales; Acaulosporaceae
Source: the annotation of a GenBank genome assembly